GGCCGCUGAGGGAAGCGCUAAGAUGGCGGCGGCCGCCUCAGGCCGGUGGCGGUACUUGCGUGGGGCGUAGCGGGCGGCGAGGGGUCGUUGCGCGCCGCCAUGCCCAAGUACUACGAGGAGAAGGAGGAGGACGGGCGGGCCUGCGGGGGGGUGCGGGAGGACCUGCGGCAGUGCCUGCUGGAGAGCCCCUGCGUGCUGCAGGAGAACAAAAGCCCCAAGCAAUGUUUGAGGGAAGGACACUGUAGAAGUUUGCAAAACACGUUUUUUGCAUGCAAAAGGUCGAUGUUGGAUGCCAGGGCAAGAUUCAGAGGAAAGAAGGGAUACUGAAGUCCUUGUGAGAAAGAGAGCCAGCCGCAGGAAAUCAGGAUUCAUCAGCACAUUAACCAAAACAGAGGCUUAAGUAAGAAGAUUGUAUCUGCUGCAUCCUUUCGUGCAGUAUUUUCAUAGAAGGUAUCUACUGCUGAGAAUUCUGACAGAUUGACCUGGAUGUGCAUUUAAAUGUUAGAAAGAAGGUGUGCAUAAAGCUGCAAGUUCUGGCCAAAAUGGGUACCUGUCAUGCACUUGUAAUAAAAUAUGUAAAAUCAGAA
Messenger RNA from Cygnus olor (mute swan), 587 nucleotides. Its product is annotated as cytochrome c oxidase assembly factor 5. Gene Ontology annotation, biological process: mitochondrial respiratory chain complex IV assembly. The transcript has 3 exons. NCBI's taxonomy places the organism in Eukaryota, Metazoa, Chordata, Aves, Anseriformes, Anatidae. The record is from RefSeq and is a predicted model, not a curated record. The coding region runs from base 100 to 327 and encodes 75 amino acids. Gene Ontology annotation, cellular component: mitochondrion.